Pararge aegeria (speckled wood butterfly) is the source of this 1199-nucleotide messenger RNA. RefSeq lists its product as uncharacterized. Lineage: Eukaryota; Metazoa; Arthropoda; Insecta; Lepidoptera; Nymphalidae. The transcript has a single exon. Gene Ontology annotation, biological process: DNA integration. Bases 56 to 964 code for a protein of 302 amino acids. The record is from RefSeq and is a predicted model, not a curated record. Gene Ontology annotation, molecular function: nucleic acid binding.
GUUCUAUCUUCCCCGCGCCCGAUUUGCCUUCAUUCACGUCGACAUUAUUGGCCCCAUGCCUAUUUCACAAGGCUACCGAUACUGUUUUACCGCUGUGGAUCGUUUCACACGUUGGCCCGAAGUCGUACCUAUGGUGGAUAUGACAGCGGAAACUGUCGGAAGAGCACUGAUAUCGUGGAUAUCGAGAUUUGGAUGUCCAACAGAUAUUAUCACCGACAGAGGGCGACAGUUUGAAUCUUCACUUUUCCAAUACCUUGGCAAAGCAAUUGGAUUCAAACACCGCCGAACAACAGCAUAUCAUCCUGCGUGUAACGGCCUUGUCGAACGAUUCCACAGGCAGUUAAAAGCGGCAAUAAUGUGCCAUGCCGACGGGAAUUGGGUGGAUACGUUACCUUUGGUGCUGUUAGGAAUUAGAAGCGCAUUUAAAGAUGACCUACAAACGUCAUCAGCCGAGUUGGUCUACGGUGAGCCCUUACGUUUACCCGGAGAAUUUUUCCAGGCAACAGUCCCUCACUCCACCGAUAUAUCGGACUUUACCACUCGGUUGCGCCAACUAACAUCAAAGCUACAACCCACACCUGCUUCUCGUCAUAACAAACACAAAAUCUUCAUAUAUAAAGACUUAACUUCGUCUAGUCACGUAUUUUUAAGGGACGAUGCAUUGCGUGGUUCUUUGCAGCCUCCUUACACCGGCCCCUACGAAGUACUAGAACGUGGCGACAAAACUUUUAAAAUUUUAGUAAAGGGUAAGAGUGUCACUGUAUCCAUAGAUCGACUCAAACCGGCCUAUAUGCAGACUGACCCAUCUCCCACCCCUGCCACUACCCCAAUUAACCCCGGUAAUCCUAAUCUCUCUUCUCCGUCUGACCCUGUUCCUUUAGCACGGAACACUCCAGUUCAAGAUGACGUCAAAAAGUCACGAUCAGGUCGCAUAAUUCGCUUCCCGGAUUACUUUCGCCCGUAGUGACGGUCUCUGGAGGGGAGUGAUGUAGCCUACUUCCUUACAUUCACACUUACACACAGCACUUAUAUAUAUAUUAUAUUAUUUACAAUAUUAGUAUCUAUUUACACAACAUAUUAAACACUAUAUUAUACACGGCAUUCAAAUCGUGCAAUGGAAACACGCGCGAUCGCUUCCUUAAACUCGUUUCACAUACGCACACAAGCGCGCGUCGGCCACCGGCCGGGCGCGCGCGCCG